AAAAGCCUGCUGGGCUGGGCCGUUUCUGGACGCUAUCGUCCGAACUCUAAUGCUCUAAAUACCAAAUACUUGCUUGCCUGUAAGGAUUCUAUAGAUUCAAGGUUGGAAAAGUUAUUCCAGAUUGAAGAAGUUGAAACAAAGUCUGACGUGUGGACUCGUGAGCAACACAGCUGCGAAAAACUAUAUAAUGUCACCGUUCCUCGGAGCGCCAAUGGUCGGCUUAUAGUAAAAAUUCCGUUCAAAGACGAUCCGGCCUGCUUAGGUGAAUUAUACACUACAGCCUUGCGAGGAUUUAAUGCGCUAGAACGUCGGUUACAACGGUCCCCUAUCCUCAGGACACAGUACGUCGCAUUAAUGGAUGAGUAUGAGAGUCUAGGCCAUAUGCAAGCAGUGCCCAACCCGGAAUUGAACGAAUCUCAGUACUUUAUCCCCCACUAUUGCGUUUUGAAGCCGAAUAGCACAACCACGAAGCUAAGAGUUUUCUUCGACGCAUCUUGUCGAAAAACUAUGCAGAAAUCGAUAAACGACAUCCAAAUAGUCGGACCUACUAUCCAAAGCGUGAAAAU
This is a messenger RNA of Rhagoletis zephyria (snowberry fruit fly), 566 nucleotides long. RefSeq lists its product as uncharacterized. Lineage: Eukaryota; Metazoa; Arthropoda; Insecta; Diptera; Tephritidae. The record is from RefSeq and is a predicted model, not a curated record.